AUGCCAAAUAACAUCCAAUUGUAUCAUUACGGAAAUAAAGUCGUCAGCAGGGCUUUGGUUCCUAAAGACAAGAAACACUGGUCUGUCACAUGGAAAGACUACUCCCCUGUAGCUGUCAAUGUCGACUUUGAAAAUAAACUCUGGGCUGAUCCGCAAAUUAGUGAUUCUAAUUUUAAGCCUGCGUGGAAUCAACUUGACGGAAAAGUAGACCGGAGAAGCCAUACCGGAAAAUAUUUGCUUGACAACAAUGGGUAUCCUUUGAACCCAACUGGAAGAACCGGAAUUAAUUUACGAGGAGUCCUUGGACGGUGGGGUCCAAACCAUGCAGCUGAUCCUAUUGUCACACGAUGGAAAAAAGACGCAAACAAGGCUCAAAUGUUUCAUCCAAUUUCCAAGUUGCCAAUUUUGCAGUUUAUCGCAAUUUUGCGCUCUGAUGUAAACGAGUGGGCCAUACCUGGAGGUAUGGUUGAUGCUGGCGAGCAAGUGUCGGCUACCUUAAAGAGAGAGUUUUGCGAAGAAAGCCUCAACAUGCUUGAGAUGAGCCCUGAUCAACGGAAAGCUUUGCAGCAACAGUUAAAGUCCUUUUUCAACGAGGAAAAUGGUAAGCCUAUUUACAGUGGAUACGUCGAAGAUCCUCGCAAUACUGAUAACGCAUGGAUGGAAACGGUGGCUGUCGAAUUUCACGACCAGAAUGACAUUUUCGACAAGAUAACACUCAACGCCGGAGAUGAUGCCAAAGGAGUGCGCUGGGUUGAUAUUGACCGAACACUAAAUCUCUAUGCAAAUCACCUAAAGUUUAUUGAGAUGACUGUAAAUAUCAGAAAUGGACAUUGGUGA
Molecule: messenger RNA, 837 nt
Organism: Rhagoletis zephyria (snowberry fruit fly)
Lineage: Eukaryota; Metazoa; Arthropoda; Insecta; Diptera; Tephritidae
Source: RefSeq, a predicted model, not a curated record